UCGGCUGUCGGUCGGUGCAGGCUUGCCCCGUUACUCUCAUUACACGUUGGUUGGUUAUCGGUAGACAGUCUGGAGCUCCUGGACCAUAUUCAUGGAGGAACCGUGAGGUUUUACUGGAGAGUACCGGCGGAGGGGGAGAUAACUUUUCCCGCGUGACAUUUUCCUGCAGGGGAUUUGGCGUUGCAGCGUGAUGUGUGGUGAUGGAGGAGGCGGAGCACAGCCACUACGUCGAUCAGCUGAGGUCCGAAUUCAACAGCUGCGACACCACAGCUACUGGCUUCCUUGACCGGGAGGAGCUGACAGUUCUUUGCCGAAAACUGCAGCUAGACGCUCACUUGCCGCUGUUGCUCGACACACUGCUGGGAGCACGCACCUAUGCAAGGGUGAACUUUGAGGAGUUUAAAGAAGGCUUUGUUGCUGUUCUUUCUCGCUCUCUGGACUUCAGCACAUCAGAGGAUGACAGCAGCUACCUGGAGCCAGUUGUUCCAGAGGAGGUAAAGCCAAAGUUUGUGAAGGGAACAAAACGCUAUGGCCGCCGCUCCCGCCCCGAUAACAAGCCUGAUUCUGCGCUGACCUGCGACUCGGAGGACUCGCCACUGUCCAGAAACGAGGCAACAGACUCAUCACCUACCGGAGUCCGCAGAGCCAAACUGAGACGAUCAACGUCUCUGGAGAGUGUCGAGAGCCUGAAGUCUGAUGAGGAUGUAGGAAGUCAGAAGGAGAACAUCCAGCCAGACUUUCAGUCUAAAGGACCUCAGCAGAAGGAGGUGGACUUAGGGUCUGUCGUUGAAGGCGGCGGAAGAGGAGUUUGUGGUGGAGGCGUCCUGACGGCAAUGUGUGGUCAUCCUGGCCUGCAGCAACUCAACACAGAGGAUCUGGACCUGCUGCUCAGGAAGCUGGACCCAGACCUGGACGGCAGAGUCAGCAUCAGAGACUUCCAGAAGGUUCUACGUGGCUCCGCACCCAUCUCGUGCUCCACCCCUGUACGACCGGCUGACCUGCAGAGGGCACCACAACGGUCUGAAGCUGUCUCAGAGGAGCACUGCGCUCGUUCCACAACUCCAUCCCUACUAACGGCCACUGUUGGUCACAGAGUCCUCAGCCGGCUGGAUGACGGCUCAGGAUGCAGCACCCCCGAGCGGGUCACGGCCCUCUGGACCGAGGAGGGCAUCAGAAACAGCUGGGACAUUCUGCAGACUCUGGACUUCCCUCUGGAGGAGCGUCUCAGUCUGGCAGACCUGACUCUGGCUCUGGACAAUGAGCUGCUGGUCAGCGGGAAUGGCAUCCACCAGGCGGCGCUCAUCUCCUACAAGAACGAGAUCCAACACCUGCAGAUGGUGGCAGAGCAGGCAUGCAAGGAGCGGGACAAAGUGAAGACAGACCUGGAUCUGGCUGAUCAGAGGAACCUGCAGCUUGUCAGAGAAGUGGAUGACCGACAUGCCAGCAUGGAGACACUGAACCAAACCAGAAUCAGGGACCUGGAGCAGGAAUAUCGUGAUAGACUUGCGGCUCUUCGUACUCAGUCGGAGCAGGAGAACGAGGCUCUGCUGCAGCAGGUGGAGAGAGAGCGCAGCACGCUGCAGGUUGAGCUGCAGCUCAUCAGAGCACAGGAGGCCGAGCUGCAGGAGGAGCUCUGUAGCGCCACACAGGAAAACUGUCGUCUGGAGGAGGAGCUGAGUGCUGUGAAGCUGAAGCUGACUGAUACAGAAAGCUCAGUGAACAGACUGCAGAGAGACCUGGACCAGCUGCUUCAUGACAAGUUUGGCAGCUUGGACCCUUCAGGUGCUGGUCUGAGUAAUGAGGAGCGAUUCUCCGAGAUCGUCAAAGAGUACGAGCUGCGGUGCAGGGAGCUGCGGGACAGAAAUGAUGAGCUGAGCUCAGAGGUGGAGCUGCUGAAGAGUCAGAAGAGUGUUAGGAAGUCCAGACGAUCUGCAGGAGACGACAUUUCUGCUCUGAGCUGGAGCGAACAACACCACACAGACAGCGCUGAAUCCGACUCUGACGAGUCGGAUAUGAAGCGCAGUUCUUCUCCUCUGGUCAGGAAGAAACUGCAGCCAGCAGAUAAAACAGCUCUGGGCUCUCUGGAUAACAUCUCUGGGCUUGCUGUCAGCAUCCAGACUGAACUGGCUUUAGAGCAGCUGAAGCAAAAACACAACCAGGAGCUACAGCAGCUGCACAUCAAGCUGGAGACACAGGUAAACUACUACGAGCGCAGUCUGGAGGUGAUGAGACAGAGCAUGGAGGUCGAACGUAAAGACAUCUCUCAGGCCUUCAAGAUGGAGAUCAGUGAAGUGGAGGAGCAGAAAGCUCAAGCGGAGCUGCAGGUGAAGCAGCUGAGGGAGACUCUGGAUAAACUGCAGACUCAGAUUCAACAUGGAGGAGGAGGAGGGUGGAGCAACGAGCAGGAGCGCAGGAUGCAUCGGGAGCGCGCUGAGCUGGAGCAGAACUUUGCAAAAGAGAUUGGUAACCUUGUUCAGAGACUGAGUGCUGAAAAGGACCAGCUGGAGGCUGAGCUGAAGCUGAAGAUGGACCAGGAAGUGAUGCUGGUCAGGGAGGAGGCAGAGCAGCAGCUUUCUCAGGUGAAGCUGCAGCACACAGAGGGUCAGUGCUGCCUUAUUCACCAGCUCCACCAGGAGCGCCAGCAACUGCAAGAGCAGAAAGGAUUCUGGGAAAAUAGACUUGCCGAAUCCGAGCAGGAGAGGCAGCGGUGUCAAGAGAGAGCUGGGGAAGAGCAGGCCUGGAUCUACAGUCAGUUCUCCUCUGAAAAGAAAAGGAUGGAAGAACAGCAUGAGGAGAAGGUCCAUCAGCUCCAGAGCUCCUGUCUGCAGAUGAGCCAAUUAGAGGCCAGUUUAGAGGAGUUUAGAGAGCGUUGUGGUCAGCUGGAGGAGGAUCUCGCAGCUUCCUGUGGCCGUUGUUCUGAGCUGGAAGCUAGACUGGAGGAGGCCUGUACUCAGCUGGCAGAGAGCAUCACCUUCCUAGAGUCUCAUGAGGUUCUAAAGAAACGCUUCGCUUCAGAGAAGAGCUUUCUGGAAGAGGAGCUGCAGCUUGUGAAGAGCAGGGAGGAGCAGCUCUUACUUCAGGUCACACAGCAAAAAGAGGAGCUAGGAAACCUCAAGGCUAUGUCGUACAGCAUCCAGCAGGAUCGAGAGCAGGUGGCUGAUAAUUGCAGCCGCCUCUCCAACGCUUUCAACCAACAGCAGGCCCAGCUCAGAGCCAAAGAGCAGACUGUUCAUUCCCUGAGGUCAGAGCUGGAGAAUCUACAGGAGGCCAUGAGGAACAAAGUUGAGUGUCUGUCAAGACUGACUGCUGAGCUGGACUCGCUGAAGACUGACAGGGCCAGGCUGAUCCAAGACUUGAAGGACCAGGCCAUGGCUGUGGACAACCUGCAGCUGGAGCUGGAUGGUGUCUCUGAGGAGUUGGACAGGAAGAAGAGUAGUGAGGAGGCUCUGCAGGAGGCUCUAAAGGUGGAGCAGACCCGGACCUUGCAGAUCCGGUCCAGUCUGGAUGAGGAGAGGGAAGAAGCCUGUCGUCUGAGCCAGGAGAAUGUAGGCUACACCCGGCUGGCUGACCAACUCUCCACACAGAUUGUAGAAAUGGAGGAGGAGAUCUCCGUGCUCCGAGACCAUCUCAGAGAGCUCAGCUCCCAGCUCAACGAGACCGCAGAUCUGGUCCUGGACCUCAAGAGGCAACUUAACUCCAAAACCAGAGUGAUGAAUCAGCUCCAGGCUGAGGCAGCGAACGGUACUGAACUCUUACAGAUAGCCAAGGCCUCCUCUGAGAAGGAUCACAGCAACAUUCAGCAACUGACCAAUCAGCUGGAGGUGAAGGAUGAAGAGCUCAACCAGGUCAGACUACAAGUUCUUCGGCUUCAGGAGGUCCUGCAGGACUACCAGAACCAGCUGAGGGAGGCAGAGGAGGACUUUGAACAGGAGAAGAGUAGGCUAAAACAGCAGCUGAUGGAGCUGGAAAGACUGGUCCUGGCCCUGGAGGAAGUGAUGGACCCGGGCAGUCCACACAGGGCUCAGCUGGAGGAGGUACGAUCAGAGAACGGAGCUCUUCAGGAGCGACUGAGCUUCCUGCAGCAGGAAGUCCAGAGCCUAGAGGACGAUGUGGCCAAGAAGAGGAGGAAACUGGAGGAGAUGGAGAGAGAACAUGAGAGCAGCAGAGAAGAAGAGGAGAAGCUGCACAAAGAAAACUCGAGGUACCGUGAGGAGGUUCUGGAUCUGAGCAGCAGAAACCUUCAGCUCAGCAACGACAACGCUGAGCUGAGUGCCCGUCUCCGUGGAGACCAGGAGUCAGUUCAGAUGUUGCAGGAGCAUUUAGCCAUGGUCUCCAAGGCGCAGGAGGAGGAAGGAGCAUCGGUGCGGCGGUUGCAGGAUGCCGCCAUCCAGCAGGAGAGGGAGAAGCUGCUGCAGCAGACCUCUUGGAUGCAGGAGAGACAGCUGCUGGAGAGAGAGCUCCACUCUUGCAAGGAGAAGCUGGGUCGUCUGUCGGAGCUGGAGGCGGAGCUCAGCGGUGUGACGUCGAAGCUGCAAAGGUUGGAGGAGGACAAAGCCAAGCUGCUGAGAGACGCAGACGACAGAAACAACAAGGUUGAGAAACUGCAGCAGUCGUUGCUUUCUGUGGAGCCGGAGGUGGAGUUGCUACGCUCUCAGCUCCACGCAGUCAAUCAGGUGAACCUUGGCCAUGCCCAGGAAGUACCUGACCUGCAGAGGAAGCUGCAAGAUGGUCAGAGCAAGAUUGGGGAGUUGGAGAGCAGCGUCAAGAAGCUCAUGAGGGAGAAAGAAGAGCUGAGACAAGCUCUAGAGGAGCAGGACGAGCAGACCUCAAUCAGUUUCCAGGAGGAGACCCACAAACUGAGAGUCCAGAACCAGGAGCUCCAACUCAAGCUGUCUGAACUACAGGUUCAGGGUCUGGAGGUCCACAAACUGACCCAGGAGCAGCAGAUCCUGAAGACCAAACUGAAGGAGCUGGAGACGGCACAGACGCAGGCUGAAGAUCAGGCUUUGCAGGCUGACACUGCGCUCAGUCUGGUACAGGCACAGCACCUGCGGCAGUUGCAAGAGCUGCAGGAGCGAGCAGGGGAAGGGACCAGAGAGCAGGUGGAGCUGCUGCAAGCUCGGCUGGUGGAGGAGCAGAGGAGGAGUCAGCAGCUGGAGGACACACUGAGGCUUCAGGCCCAGCAGAGCGGCACCCAGCUCAGCAUGAAGCAGGAUCAGUAUGAGAAGGCAAUGGCGGCCCUGCAGCAGAGGAUGGAGGAGCUGGAGACUAAACUGAAGGGGGUCCGGCUGGUUCUGCAGGAGAAAGUCCAGCAGCUCAAAGAACAGAUGGCGAAGAACACAAAGUCGAGCAUGCUGCUGAAGGAUCUGUACGUGGAGAACUCUCAGCUCAUGAAAGCUCUGCAGGUCACAGAGCAGCGACAGAAAAGUGCAGAGAAAAAUAACUUUUUAUUGGAGGAGAAAGUCCAUGCUCUGAACAAACUUCUGAGAGAGAUCGUCCCCGCCUCACUGGCCACGUAGCUGCUCAAUGAAACACCAAACACCUCAGCGUCACUUUCACUAAAGCAGCUUCAGCUCGGAGACAGACAGAAACAGGAUUUGUUUAGCCCAGCUUAAGCACAAAUACUGGAAGCAGGGGAAAACAGUCUUCUUACCAAUGUAAAUACAGGAGCUGGAUGCUCUGAAGGUUGAGAAUGGUGUGACAUGUUCUUAGACCAUGUCUACAAAGUGGGACCUAACUGUCUGAAGCACAAACCAUUACAGAAUGUUAGUGGUAUACCCUUCAGAUUUAUUUAUGGAUCAACACUGAAGAGCAUUGUUGUGUAAAGGCAAAUACAAUAUUUAACAUAUAAUGGACAAUAUGAUGACCAAAGGACAUUAAAGAGGGCCUAAUACAGCAACAGAAAACUGAUUUUUUUAAGAUAAAGGAAAACAUUUUGCAGAUGUUUUAUCAUUCACACAUGAGCUUAAACAUCUGUGUAGUACAGCUCACACCCAAUCAUGUUGGAGCAUUUUGUUGAAUGCUGGAAAAUUGUCUGUAUGGAGAGCAAGAGGAGUAAGUUAUUGGUUUUUCAAAUCUUCAUCGUGGGCGUCUGUGAAAAACAUAAUCAGGAACCACAAACGGUGGUGAGAUGUUGAUUUGUCGUGUGCCAGUGGGCAGGGCCAACUACAUGUCAUCACCAGCCUUUCUUGUAACAACAUCUAUUCAGCAGGUGACUGUUUCUGUUUGUUCUAGCUAAAGCUGCUUCACAGAAACUGAACUUUUGCUCCUUUAAGACGACCAACCAGUCCGACCACAGUCCUGUGCAUUCAGCAGGACAGCACUACUCUGAAGUAUUUCAGCCAUGAGGGUAUUAUGUUGUUUUAUAUAUUUGUAUUGUUGUUUUUAUGUCAAAGUGAGACUUUUUAUUUUUGUGUUCGUGGAUUUUAAGUGUCUGCAGGCGCCUGCUGUCCCAAUUACAUGUUCAGAUGCAUUCUGUUAGUCUGUGGUGUUUCCCUCAGAGUGAGACCUCCUCCUCUGAUGAUUUUUCCUGUUCAGGUACAAUGAACCAAAUCACACACCUGUAAGUGGGACAGACUGACUGACGACCAUGUAUGAUACUUAAACAUGAAAACCACAUUAAAUUAUGUUUUAUCAA
This is a messenger RNA of Labrus mixtus (cuckoo wrasse), 6637 nucleotides long. RefSeq names its product ninein-like (gene ninl). Gene Ontology annotation, biological process: microtubule anchoring at centrosome. Gene Ontology annotation, cellular component: centrosome. The transcript is spliced from 31 exons. Lineage: Eukaryota; Metazoa; Chordata; Actinopteri; Labriformes; Labridae. Gene Ontology annotation, molecular function: calcium ion binding. Bases 201 to 5519 code for a protein of 1772 amino acids. The record is from RefSeq and is a predicted model, not a curated record.